AUGUGCUUACCUUAUCUGCACUUUGACCGACCGAUUGGCACUCGUGGCCGUGGAUUGGAAUGGUUACGUAAUCACGUUAUUCACGACCCGAUAUUGACUUCUGCUGAUGAGACAAGUCCAGGAGAGGUCGAAACCGCAGUCAGCUCUAGUCUGGAUGAGUGGAAUCUGCCACACCAUCCUUUGGCCGUCUACCAUGUGUCCGGGGAAUAUGCUAUGCUAUGGCAAGCCGUCAAGUCUGGCGCCCUGAGCUCGCUGGAGGCGGUUGCCAUGGAGAUAAUGCUGAGCUUUCGACGCGCAGGUGCUAGUCUCAUAAUAACCUACCUGACACCGCAGUUGCUCCGAAUGGAUCUGGCCAAGGCUAAUUCCCACUAG
Protopolystoma xenopodis is the source of this 372-nucleotide messenger RNA. Lineage: Eukaryota; Metazoa; Platyhelminthes; Monogenea; Polystomatidea; Polystomatidae. The record is from the annotation of a GenBank genome assembly.